AUGUUCCUGCUCGCAGUACUUCAUAUAGCACUAGACAUCCAUAUUGCUCUAUCAAGCUUCCUCAUGGAGGAUCGGAGUAUUGAGACUGUUGCAACACAGCUCGAUACUUUCAAUGCGGUGGCCGACGCUUUUGGCGCAGUGAAAUUCGCGAUAUACGUUACCCAGCUACUUAUUGGUGACGGGGUCAUGAUAUAUCGUGCGUAUGUCGUCUGGGAUCGCUCGUUCAAAGUGAUUGUACUUCCAUGUGUCUUCCUCGCUGGAGAGCUCAUACUCGGGUACUUCAUCUCACUUGCUGGACCGUACGCACCCAAAUCUUGGGCAAUGAAUACUAGGGCGCUCGUCAACGCGUUCUUCCUGCUCUCCGUCGUGACCAAUCUCCUUUCGAGCGGCCUCAUCAUGGCUCGGGUUCUUUCAUUCACGUCUCGUACCGAAAAAUUCAAACGCUUCUCUCAAGACUCGCAAGACGGACGGUUCAAGAGUAUAACACGACGCGUUGUCGAGUCCAUCCUCCAGUCCGCAGCAAUAUACUCGAUCGCGUCCAUUUCGCUCGCGGUCACCUCCUUCGCAAACUACACGGUCGCCUUCCCCGCAUGCCACAGCAUGUUCCCGUCUGUCAUCGGGAUGGUAUUUCUGCUCAUCGUGUUGCGGAUAUCAUCCAGCGUGAACGCUACGUCCAGACAUGGUUCGUUGCUUUCCCAGACAGGUGGCUCAGUCCUGUCGCUAUCGUCGGCGCCCUCGGGCGAAGAGAAGCCUGGUCUCGACGCCGAACGCGAAGGGCAUGGGCGCAAUAGCGAACAGAAGGACCGCUGGCGGCUGUCUUCCCCCAUCGCGAUUCACGUGUCGGUGUCGAGGACCUCGGAUUACGAGGAAGUCGCGACGCUUAGUCCGAGGUCGCCUCCUGUCAAUGGGGCUGCUCGGCCAGAAUGUUGAUCGUGGUCGUCGAGCGUCCCCGAAGCAUACCCCAUCUACUCC
Messenger RNA from Dichomitus squalens LYAD-421 SS1, 972 nucleotides. RefSeq lists its product as uncharacterized. Lineage: Eukaryota; Fungi; Basidiomycota; Agaricomycetes; Polyporales; Polyporaceae. The record is from RefSeq and is a predicted model, not a curated record. The transcript is spliced from 6 exons. Bases 1 to 930 code for a protein of 309 amino acids.